AUGGCGAAGACUCGCGCCCCGACGGGCGCUGCGCAGACCGGCUUGGUCGCGCUGGCGGCGGCGGCGGUCCUGCCGGCGGCGGCACAGGUGUCCAUGCUGUACCCUGGUAAUUUGUGGUCCAUGGUGGCGGAUCCAUCUGGCCAGCUGAGUGGGUGCUGCGGGGCCCACGCGGGCGACGGGAUAUGCCAGGACGGCACGGCGGCGUCGGGCUUGACCAGGUGCUGUGGCCACGCCAAUGGCACUUGCAACGCGUUUUGCUGUGCCUGCACUCACGGCUGUAAGCAUUUCGAAGAUUACACGGUGGAGCCUGAGUGGGAGGUCAUAGAUGGAUCGUUGUUGGACUUGCCGUUGAACGAAUUCCCCAUGAUCUUGGCGCACGACGCCGGGACCGGCUACGAGAACAAUAAUUUCUGCAACAAUUUCAAUCCGAUCGGAAAUUAUGCGGUGUGCCAGAGAGGGAAUUUUACAGAGCAGCUGAAUUGCGGUGCGCGAGCGUUCGAUAUCCGCCCGUACAAGAAAUCUGAUGGGUCCAUGUGUAUGCACCACGGAGGCACUGUGUUCGACGUGCUGCUGCAGGAUGCCUUGGAAGAGGUUCUCGAUUGGCUGGAGAGCCAUCCUGAUGAGCUUGUGAUCCUGUUCGUGCAGUUUGUAAGUGGUGACACGCAAGCGUUAAUAAACGAGGCCGUCAUUGAGUCAAACGAGCUGGUCAAAGAAAUGGGGUUCGUCAGAAUGAGUAUGAAGGCUUCUUUCAUGCGGGAUAUGACGGUGAGAACGGCAUUGGAGAAAGGCAGAAUAGGGACUGGGGGCGCCGGGUUUUUCGUGUACGAGCUCGGAGACGAUGGAUACGACCCGUCUCUGACUUGCUUCUCUGGGUGGGGGGAAUCUUGCAUUGGCACCCAGGCGCAGAGGCAGGGGCGGUACACUGCUAUGCACGAAUACCUAGGCGGACAAUUCAACGGAGAUCAGUUCCCGCUCGCUGGCGGGCUGCUGUGGAACACACAGGCGCACUGGCAGUACGACGCCGCCUCGAUCGCGGCGGGCCUAAGUCGUUUCUCGUGUAUAUUGGCAGAAGAAGCAUCGGCCAACGUCAACGCCUUGUUGGCGUCGGGUAUCGCAAACGGGGAUUACAGCAAGAUGAAUUUGGUUCAGAUGGACUAUGUCUGCGAUUCGGGCAAGGACGCCUUCAAGGCGAUGCGCUCUUUUGCGCGAGCCUAUGCCGACGAGAAGUCCAGCCUCCAGCAGAAGUACGAGAUGCCUCACGACGCCUGGCGCGCCCGGCCCUGCUACGCCCGCGGCGUCGCGAUCCUGGCAGCGGGCGCGGUUGCCGUCAGCACCGUGGUAGUUGGAAUGCGCCUCGCGUUUGGGCGCUUUCUUUCUCUUGGGACAUGCCGUGGUGAAGCCCAGCGCGCUCCGCCGGAAGACAAGGCGGCCUUGUUGGAGCGACAUGGGUCCCAGUAG
Molecule: messenger RNA, 1458 nt
Organism: Prorocentrum cordatum
Lineage: Eukaryota; Dinophyceae; Prorocentrales; Prorocentraceae
Source: the annotation of a GenBank genome assembly